AUGCAAAUGGGCCUCCACCCCUCUUCUGCAUAUAGCAUCGACGGGUGGAAAGUCAAGAUAGAGCAAUGGCUUCCUCCAGAUGACUUUCACAAUCUGGACCCUGUGGCGAAGAAGGUCAACGUUACUGUCGAUAAUCCUGGUCCACACCUCAAAUCAUGGCUGGACCUGGGCUUGCAAAAUGUAUCCGGCAUUGGAUACUACAGUGCGACGUUCCAAUGGGCAUCGAACUCCACGCAUCCCCUGCACAAAUCUGGUGCAUAUCUGAUUCUUCCUACAAUUUCGCAUGGUAUUGUUGGGUUCAUCAAUGGAAAGAAGCUCCCGCCAUUUGACAUCACCAACCCUCGACUUCAUAUUACUUCCUAUCUCAAGACUAGAAGCUACACGGUUGAUUUGCGAGUGUCGUCAACUCUUUGGAAUGGUAUCAUGCCAUACUGGAAUGACCAUUAUGGAAUCAUUGGGGAUGUUGUCAUCGAGCCAUAUGCACGAUAUACGAUUAUCUAG
Messenger RNA from Aspergillus affinis, 501 nucleotides. RefSeq lists its product as uncharacterized. The record is from RefSeq and is a predicted model, not a curated record. The transcript is spliced from 2 exons. NCBI's taxonomy places the organism in Eukaryota, Fungi, Ascomycota, Eurotiomycetes, Eurotiales, Aspergillaceae. Bases 1 to 501 code for a protein of 166 amino acids.